This is a messenger RNA of Acanthaster planci (crown-of-thorns starfish), 2554 nucleotides long. It is a transcript of the gene phb2, whose product is annotated as prohibitin 2. The record is from RefSeq and is a predicted model, not a curated record. NCBI's taxonomy places the organism in Eukaryota, Metazoa, Echinodermata, Asteroidea, Valvatida, Acanthasteridae. Gene Ontology annotation, cellular component: mitochondrion; membrane. Gene Ontology annotation, biological process: mitochondrion organization.
AACCUGUCUCGCGUGCAUUAGGCAUAGGAAAGAAGGGAAAACGUGAGAAGAGUGAGAGAAUUUUGCAGAGUAAAGAAGAUGGCUCAGCAGGUAAAAGACAUGAUGGGGAGGAUGGGGAAAGGCCCCGCUGGACUCGGUACAGGUGUCAGAUUGGUUUUGGCAGCAGGAGCACUUGCAUAUGGAAUCAAGGAAUCUAUUUAUACAGUGGACGGUGGCCACCGUGCUGUCAUCUUCAGCCGUAUUGGAGGAGUCCAAGACACGAUUUAUGCAGAAGGCUUGCACUUAAGGAUACCCUGGUUCCAGUACCCGAUCAUAUACAACAUCCGCUCCAAACCUCGGAGAAUCUCCUCACCCACAGGAAGUAAAGAUCUCCAAAUGGUCAACAUCAGUCUGCGUGUCCUGUCCAGACCUGCCGAGGCCAACCUUCCCAGGAUCCUCCGCCAGCUAGGCACCGACUAUGACGAGAGGGUCCUGCCAUCUAUAUGCAAUGAGGUCUUGAAGAGUGUUGUUGCGAAGUUCAAUGCAUCGCAGCUCAUUACGCAGAGACAGCAGGUGAGUUUGCUGAUUCGUAGGCAGCUGACGGAGAGGGCUAGCGACUUUGGGCUCAUCCUGGACGAUGUCUCCAUCACAGAGCUCAGCUUCGGCAAGGAGUACACUGCAGCUGUGGAGGCCAAGCAGGUGGCCCAGCAAGAGGCCCAGAGAGCGAUGUUCCUGGUGGAGAAAGCCAAGCAGGAGAGAGCCCAGAAAGUGGUCCAGGCAGAGGGUGAAGCGGCCGCCGCCGAAAUGUUAGGCAAGGCCAUUGCUGAGAAUCCAGGGUACCUGAAGCUGAGGAAGAUAAGGGCUGCCCAGAACAUUGCCAGGACGGUGGCUUCAUCUCAGAACCGGGUCUUCCUGAAUGCCAGCAGUCUGAUGCUCAACCUCGGGGACAAAGAAUUCUACGAAGACUCGGAGAGACUCGGCAAGGCUUCCAUCAAGAAGUAGCCCCAGGAUACUAAAAGCUUUGACAGCUUUAGAUCGCUUCGCACGAGGUGGCAGUUAAUUGGCCAGUUUGUCACAGAGGAAAGAAUAAGAAAUGUAUGGAUUUAUUACAAAAAACUGAUCUUGGUUAAAAAGGGACCUUUUUACAUUUUUCCGCAGGUGGACGUUUGAUUUGCUCAUUUUCCUCAGAUUGUAUUGUUGGAUGGUUGCUAGUUUUACUCCCUCCAUGCCAAGAUGACUCAGGAUGCAUAACCCCAACCUUUCCUUAACUGCUGUUAGUGUGUUGUAGUUGUCAAGAGUUUAGGUCAAGCCAAGGACAGCAUGUUUAAAUGAAAAAAUUUUGGCAUUUCGAAUUUGUUCUUACAUAGAGCAUGUAGAUCAUAUUAGGCUGUGUAGCCUGAAUGAUUUAAAAGGACUCUUUUAAGUUUUAAGUUCCAUUCAUGAUUGUUAUAAUUACGGUUUUAUCCUUACCGAGCACCAGUUAGUCUGUAAUGGAAUCAGUUGUAUCGGCCUCAUUGAAAAUUCUUAAUGUAUGAUCUAUCUGAGGCUAUGAAGUCCAUUGCAGUGCCCAGCUUUUCUUUACAGACCCCCAGUCAUUUAAGGUUUGCUAAGAUAAUAGUCUUUGCCCUUUUUUAAUACCAUUAUCUGAUCAUGGAAGCUAAGUUAGUGUGUCAGUUUUCACUGAUGUCAAUGGUUCAACUUCUACAAUUUCUGUUUGGAAAAGACUUACAUGUAUCUGAUAUUGUGCAUGAUAUGUUUGUUAUGAUUGAGAACUUAAAAACAGACUUGCAGUGUACAUGUACACAAAUGAAUUGGAUUAAAAAAGAGCCAAAAGAAAAAAAAAUCAAGAGUUCUGUUUUUGUUUCAAAAAGGAAGUGGUUGAAUUGGUAAAAAAAAGUGAAAAUUACCCUGGAGAGAGCACUCUGCACUGAAAUGUCGCUCUGUAGCAUUUGUGGUGUCGAUUUACUGUGCAAUGUCUUAUCUAGCACAGGUUUGAGUUCUGCAGUUGUUUGUGCACCAUUAAACUACUCUACCAUCUUACUUUCUGAGAAAUUCUAACAUCUUCCCUACAAACAAAAUGUGUAACUCGCACCAAGUUAUACGUGAAGACAUUUUAUUUUCAAUUAUAUAAUCACUGUUAAGUACCAUAUAGCCCUGUCCACUUCACUAAAUGUUCUACAUAUUAAAGUGAACUGUUUUUUAAUAUUUUUUACAAUAAUGCAAUAUAAUUCACCAGGUUUGAUAAAAUUAAUGUUUUACAAUGUACAGAUGGUAGGUACACGUAAUUUCAGUUGGUAAUAAAUCACUGCUGUGUACAUACAUUUUUGACAAAUCCAUCAUGCAUGAUACAUACCUUUAAAACUAAAGUUAUAGGCCAAUACCUUACACAGGCUUUGAAAUGACCUGAUACGACUUAACAGUUGUCUGUUUAGGCAGAGGCUAGUGUAUUAAGUUAAUACAUCUCCAUUAGAACGAAAUCCGUUGAAAAAGUCUGUCUUAUAGAAGUUUACUUAUGGCCUCUUAUUUACAUCACUACAAAUAUACACAUUAAUAAAACAAUGGCCUCAAAAUGUGA